Messenger RNA from Penicillium lagena, 738 nucleotides. RefSeq names its product UDP-N-acetylglucosamine diphosphorylase. Gene Ontology annotation, molecular function: UDP-N-acetylglucosamine diphosphorylase activity. Gene Ontology annotation, biological process: UDP-N-acetylglucosamine biosynthetic process. The transcript is spliced from 2 exons. NCBI's taxonomy places the organism in Eukaryota, Fungi, Ascomycota, Eurotiomycetes, Eurotiales, Aspergillaceae. The coding region runs from base 1 to 738 and encodes 245 amino acids. The record is from RefSeq and is a predicted model, not a curated record.
AUGCGCCGCCGAGGCAUUCAGCACAUCCACGUCUACGGCGUGGACAACUGCCUGGUCAAGGUAGCAGACCCCGUGUUUAUUGGAUUCGCCGCAUCCAAGGACGUGGACAUUGCCACGAAGGUGGUGCGGAAGCGCAACGCAACCGAGUCUGUGGGCCUGAUCCUGCAGAAAAACGGCAAGCCGGACGUGGUCGAAUACUCGGAAAUUGACAAGGAAACCGCCGAGGCUAAGGACCCCAAGCAGCCGGGUGUGCUCAAGUACCGCGCCGCGAAUAUCGUCAACCACUGCUACAGCUUCCGCUUCCUGGAGUCGGUUGAGAACUGGGUGCACAAGCUGCCGCACCACGUGGCGCGCAAGAAGAUCCCCUGUCUCGAUACGGAGACUGGUGACGCGGUCAAGCCUGAGAAGCCGAAUGGCGUCAAGCUGGAGCAAUUCGUCUUUGACGUGUUCCCCAUGACUCCGCUGGAUAAAUUUGCAUGCCUCGAAGUUCUGCGCGAGGAGGAGUUUUCUCCGCUGAAGAACGCACGCGGCACGGGUCAAGAUGACCCGGACACCAGCCGGGCCGACAUCAUGAAGCAGGGACAGCGGUGGGUUGAGAAGGCCGGCGGUGUGGUGAUUACGGAGGGAGAUGCAUUUGGGGUGGAGGUGUCCCCGCUGAUCAGCUACGGCGGCGAGAACCUCGAAUUUCUUCGCGGGCGGGAGAUCAAGGCCCCGGCGAUCCUGGAGAAGGAAGAGUAA